CAACUCUGGUCUGUGAGAAUAGGUCAAACAACACUACAGAUAGAUAAGAGCAGUUACGGCCAGAUUUCUUCUGCGAGUAUCAAUGUACUGCAGGCCGUACAGUGAAGAAUUCAGCAGAUUUUCUGAGUGAAGCAGAUUGGUCCGAGACCGAGAGGCAUUACAACAAUCGAUCAGCAUCAUGUGUGAAAACAGAUAGAUGUAUCAGUAUCACCACCACCAUCCUCCUCCUCAAGGAAAGAGCCUCCGCCCAUCCUCGAGAGCAUGUUUUGCUCCAGAAAGACAUCUGUUAUUGCAAGGAGGAAACAAUGGUGCAGCCCAUGGCGAAUCUGGACUUGUACUUUCCACCGACGCCAAGCCUAGACUGAGAUGGACGCCAGACCUCCACCGACGAUUUGUAGAAGCAGUCAAUCAACUCGGAGGAGCUGAUAAGGCAACUCCCAAGUCGGUUUUAAAACUUAUGGGAAUUCCAGGACUUACAUUAUAUCACUUAAAGAGCCAUCUUCAGAAAUACAGGCUCAGUAAGAAUCUACAUGGACACGUGAACGGUGGGACCAACAAAAAUGGGGAGAAGAUGUCCGAGACAAAUGGAACUCACACAGUGAGUCCAAGCUUUGGACCCCAAGCAAAUAAAAGCUUACAUAUAAGUGAAGCAAUGCAAAUGCAAAUCGAAGUGCAAAGAAGACUACAUGAGCAGCUUGAGGUACAGCGACACUUGCAGCUCCGAAUAGAAGCUCAAGGGAAAUAUCUACAGGCAGUUUUGGAGAAAGCCCAGGAGACUCUUGGAAGACAGAACUUGGGAGCUGUAGGACUGGAGGUUGCCAAGGUUCAGCUUUCCGAGUUGGCGUCAAAAGUAUCCACACAACGCUUGAAUUCAAAUUUUUCAGGGGUGAAAUCGAAAGAAUUGUCAAGUUUAUGCCCACAGCCAAACCUGACAUCUCAGCCUACAGAUUGUUCGAUGGACAGUUGCUUGACCUCCUGUGAAGGCUUGCAAUCGCAAAGAGAACAAGAUAUGCACAAUAGUGGAAUGGGAUUAAUAGCUUUUAAUGCCAGUGCAACUUUUGAGAAAAAGGAGGCUGACAAGGAGCCUAGACUACGGCAGACUGAACAUAGAUGGUGCACUGAAGACCUGAUCAAGGAAAACAAAAAACUUGUUUCCUCGGUGAACAUAAACACAGAAAGAUCCAUGUUCUCUAUAGAAAUGAACUCUGAGGACUUAUCCAUGGGCAUCGGUCUUCAAGCAGCUGGGAAGGCAAACAGCAACAGCAGCUUUGCCGAGAGGAUAUUUAGAGGAAGGGAUCAGGAUCUCAAUUUCGUUGACCCUACCAUCAAUAUGACAGAUUCAGUUCAAUCAGAAAAUGAGAAGUUAUCACAGGGAUGUAAAAUUCCUUAUUUUGCGCCAACAUUGGACCUAAAUGUCCAUGAUGAAAAUGAUGUUGCUUUGAAUUGCAAGCAACUAGACCUGAAUGGUUUCAGCUGGAACUAAGAGAACACAUUGUUAGAAAUAGCGCAAAGGAAGUGGAACUCUGAUUUCAUUUCUAUGAAUCUAUGUCAGAGUGUAAAGUUUGUCUUCAGCCAUCUGCGUCUCCCUUACAAUAAGUUGAUGAGCCAACAAAAAAGUUUAGUCAUGGAAUGCGAUCAAGUUAAUUCAA
Diospyros lotus (date-plum) is the source of this 1649-nucleotide messenger RNA. Its product is annotated as myb-related protein 2-like. Gene Ontology annotation, molecular function: DNA-binding transcription factor activity; DNA binding. The transcript has 7 exons. The record is from RefSeq and is a predicted model, not a curated record. Bases 197 to 1483 code for a protein of 428 amino acids. NCBI's taxonomy places the organism in Eukaryota, Viridiplantae, Streptophyta, Magnoliopsida, Ericales, Ebenaceae.